GUUCUUCUCUGAGAGAGGAAAACCUUCUCGUUUUCCCAUAUGAAACCCUAGCCUUUUCUGGCAACGAUGGUGCCGCGUCUCCGAUGAUGCAAUUCAGCGGCAAUAUACCGCCGGGAUCCCCUUCGCCGGUCACGAACUCAUGGUGCCGAGAUUGUUCAGAACGGAAGGAUUUAGCUCUCCAAUUGAGGAUGGCUUGCUGAUCGUUGGACGCACUGCUUGCCAAAUCGGCCAGCUCCAAUGUCGAUCUCGACCUCCCCAGGGCUUAGGUAAACUGGGUUGAAUAUGAAUUGGUCCACCAGGAGGCCACAAAUGGAUUUUCCAGUACAGAGCAUUGGAAAAGGUUCAAGUGAUUGAAAUGGAACAUAAGGAGGAGGUUGUGAGGUCAAGAUUCAAGAGGGUUUGUGUGUUUUGUGGAAGCAAUACUGGAAAGAGAGAAAGCUACAAGGCUGCUGCAAUAGAAUUAGGCCAAGAGCUGGUGUCAAGGAGGCUGGACCUUGUCUAUGGAGGUGGAAGCAUUGGACUGAUGGGUCUGGUUUCACAGGCUGUGCAUGAUGGUGGACGCAAGGUUCUUGGGAUCAUCCCCAGACCUCUAAUGGGUGCAGAGAUAAUAGGCGAAACAGUUGGGGAGGAGAGGUCUGUAGCCGACAUGCACCAAAGGAAGGCUGAAAUGGCCCGCCAUUCUGAUUGUUUUAUAGCAUUAUCAGGAGGGUAUGGAACUUUAGAGGAGUUGCUGGAAGUGAUUGCUUGGUCCCAACUUGGUAUCCAUAACAAACCUGUGGGUUUGCUCAAUGUUGAUGGCUACUACAAUUACCUCCUCAUAUUUAUUGACAAAACCGUGGAUGAUGGCUUUAUCAAGCCUUCCCAGCGCCACAUCAUAGUCUCUUCUCAAAAUGCCAAGGAGCUUGUUGAAAAACUUGAGGGGUAUGUGCCAGUGCAUGAUGGAGCCAUAGCCAAGGCAAGUUGGGAGGUUGAGCAACAAGAACAGCAGGAGAAACAACAGGUGGGGUUCAAUGUUGCUCCUGCUCCUCCUGCUACUACUUUGCAGACUGAGAUAGCUUUGUAAAAGAGGGAAGGAAGAAGAUGAGGAGGGGAUAAGGGAUGAAAGAAAGUAAGUUGCAAGUUAGGGAAAAAGGUGCUUUGGGCUCUCUUUUGAGUUUUGUUUUUGCUUUGCUCUCUGAUUUUGGUCAUAAUGACCAGACUAAAACCAGAAUGGUAUGACUAGCUUUGAUUGACAAGUAGAUAAAAUGAUGAAACAUCUGACUGGUCCAAUUGUCCAAUCUUCUUUUGUAUGCUUCAGUUUAUUAAAAGGAAGGGUCUCUAUGCUUAGUCUAGAAAUAUCAGUAUCAUUAUGCUUGUAGUUUGUGAUUCUGGAUUUUAUGUACAAAGAUUAUAUGAAACAAGAAGCAGAGAUCCA
Messenger RNA from Argentina anserina (silverweed cinquefoil), 1414 nucleotides. Its product is annotated as cytokinin riboside 5'-monophosphate phosphoribohydrolase LOG5. Gene Ontology annotation, cellular component: cytosol. The record is from RefSeq and is a predicted model, not a curated record. Gene Ontology annotation, molecular function: hydrolase activity, hydrolyzing N-glycosyl compounds. Gene Ontology annotation, biological process: cytokinin biosynthetic process. Lineage: Eukaryota; Viridiplantae; Streptophyta; Magnoliopsida; Rosales; Rosaceae.